CUAUCUCCCUAUUCAGAAGUCGCCAGUCUCCUUCCACAGCGUCCACCAUUAUUGUAUGUAUAAAGUCUUGUCUAUACAUACUUGUCAUGUGUAUCUAUAUCUAUCUAUCUAUCUAUAUAUAAAUAUAUUUUAAGUGUAUAUUGUAUACAAACUCAGGUUUCAAGUCCCGCAGUACACACCAAACACAAAACUCUAUAAAACCCACUACUCCAUAAACGUCUCUCCUCAAUUAUAUAGCUCCAAUUAUUCAAUCAGUCAAGCUUACUCAAUAUCAUGGAACAAACACCCCAUAUAGCGAUUCUACCGAGUCCAGGGAUGGGUCACCUCAUCCCACUCGUUGCUUUCGCCAAACGACUCGUCCUCCACCAUCGAUUCAACGUCGACUUCGUCGUCCCCACCGACGGUCCUCCCUCCAAUUCCCAGAAAGCUUUUCUCGAAGGCCUCCCCGCCGGAAUGGACUACGUUUUGCUUCCUCCGGUGGACAUGGACGACCUACCAGAAGAUGUUCGGGCCGAGACCCGAAUAGCCCUUACGGUGACCCGAUCCCUUCCUUCUCUUCGCGACGUGUUCAAGUCAUUGGUCUCCACGACCCGGCUGGUCGCUUUGGUCGUUGAUCUCUUCGCCACUGAUGGAUUCGAUGUUGCUAUCGAAUUCAAUGUCUCGCCGUACAUCUUCUUCCCGUCGACGGCCAUGGUUCUGUCAUUGUUCCUUUAUUUGCCCAAGCUUGAUCAGUCGGUGUCUUGUGAGUACAGAGACGUGCCCGACCCGAUUCAGAUUCCGGGUUGCACGCCGAUUCACGGGAGGGAACUCCUGGACCCGGUUCAGGACAGGAAGAAUGAUGCAUACAAGUGGGUGCUUCACCAUGCAAAGAAGUAUAGACUGGCCGAGGGUAUUAUGGUAAAUAGCUUCAAGGAGUUGGAGGCAGGAGCUAUAGAAGUGUUGCUGGAGGAGGAAGCCGGUAAGCCACCUGUUUACCCGAUUGGGCCGGUCAUACAGAUGGGUUCUUCUAGCGGUGGGGUUGAUGGGUCGGAGUGUGUGAGAUGGUUGGAUGAUCAGCCACGUGGCUCUGUCGUUUACAUCUCCUUUGGGAGUGGUGGGACACUCACUCAUGAUCAGCUGAAUGAGCUAGCCUUGGGGUUGGAAAUGAGUGAGCAAAGAUUCUUAUGGGUUGUUAGAAGUCCAAAUGAUAAUGCCAACGCUAAUUUUUUCGAUGCCCAAAGUCAGAAAGACCCUUUUGAUUUUCUACCAAAAGGGUUCUUAGACCGGACCAAAGGCUGUGGUCUAGUGAUACCUUCUUGGGCACCCCAAGCCCAAAUUCUUAGUCACGACUCGACCGGAGGGUUUCUAACUCAUUGCGGUUGGAACUCGGUUCUUGAGAGUGUGGUUUAUGGUGUACCAUUGAUUGCGUGGCCGCUCUAUGCAGAGCAAAAGAUGAAUGCAGUUAUGUUAACGGAGGAUAUAAAAGUGGCAUUGAGGCCAAAAGCUAAUGAAAAUGGGAUAGUAGGAAGGGCAGAAAUUGCAAAAGUUGUUAAAAGUCUGAUGGAAGGAGAGGAAGGGAAGUGGCUUCGCUCCCGAAUGCGAGAUCUUAAGGAUGCAGCUGCCAAAAACCUAAGUGAAGAUGGCUCAUCUACAAAAACACUUGCCGAGGUGGCUGCAAAGUGGAAGAAUAAGAUUAGUGUUUUAGAUUAGGGUUUGUAUUAAAUCAUUUUUCAUUUUCUUUUUUUUUCUCUUCUCUUCUCUUCUCUUCUCUUCUCUUGCUGUAAUAUGUUUUGAGGAAUCUUGUGCGCCUACCACUAUAGAAAUGAUAUCCUUUUAAUUUAUUAGAA
Molecule: messenger RNA, 1826 nt
Organism: Cornus florida
Lineage: Eukaryota; Viridiplantae; Streptophyta; Magnoliopsida; Cornales; Cornaceae
Product: hydroquinone glucosyltransferase-like
Exons: 1
Coding region: 274-1689 (471 amino acids)
Molecular function (GO): UDP-glycosyltransferase activity
Source: RefSeq, a predicted model, not a curated record